This is a messenger RNA of Zerene cesonia (dogface butterfly), 2067 nucleotides long. RefSeq lists its product as uncharacterized. Lineage: Eukaryota; Metazoa; Arthropoda; Insecta; Lepidoptera; Pieridae. The record is from RefSeq and is a predicted model, not a curated record. The transcript has 13 exons. The coding region runs from base 1 to 2067 and encodes 688 amino acids.
AUGUCGUCUGAUCUGUGUUUAGACGAUCUAUCCGAUGUUGAUAUUACAUUAAUGACACUGCGUAAGCCGACGGAAUUGAAAAAAGUGAUUGAUUCCAUACCGAAACCAGUGAGGGCUGUCCCGAAAAAUGGGCUUCCAUUAUGGUACAGAUUGGGCUUGGAGAGUAAAUUGCCAGUACCAAAAAUGCCGGAAGGAAAAAUCGUAUUUUCUCGCGGGAAAAUUGGUGAAGAUGUUCGGCGUCUGGGUCUCGGCAAAGAUGGGCCCCGUCCAUCAUUCGACCUGACAGAUCCGUACUGCAACAACGUAUCGUACGAUUACGUACCCGUACACGACCCGCACUUGGCCCAUCACUUCGCACAGAAGCCAGCGAGGAACAGAAUGAAACAGCUAGGCUAUUGUACGAAGGAUGGGAGAGCGGUCUGCUCACUGAAGGAUUUCAAUCAAUACAGAAAGUAUCUUUACAACCAAUUCAUGGAUAGAAUUCAUAUGGAAAUGAAGAAACUGGAUGAACGCGCACGGGACGAUCUGACUCUGAAGAGAGUGGAGGUGGAUGUAGCUCGAAGACUGCAAGUGUUCACUAAAGCAGAGCGCGCGAGGGAACACCUCGAAAGGGUGGCGCAGGAACAUGCUGACGAAUGGGCAGAGAAAAAACGACUGGCUAAAGAACAAGAAAAGAAGAUACAAGCAAGAAUGAAAUAUCUGGCCGAAUUCAACGAGAAACAGCGAAAAGAACGUGCCGCGCGUGCGCAUGAGAAACAGAAUAGAAUCAAGCAGAGGGUGCAAGCGGCUGCUGAAAUGGAGCUGCGGCGUAAAAUAACCAUGGUCAGGCAGUGGAGAGCGAACGAGAAGAAGCGAUUGAAUAGGCUCAAGCAAGAGAGAGAUGCAAAACAGAAAAGAUUAGAGGAUGAGGCAAAUAGUAAAUGGAAAGCGCGUGUGGAAGCACAAAAUCAAAAGAUACACGAAGAAGCCAUUCUGCUCAAAUUAUACACGGAAGAUAUGAACGCUGGCGCUACCAGAAGAGCCAAGAAAGCGGAAGUGUACGCGUACAACACGGACUUGGAGCUGCAACGAAUAAGGCUCGCUAAUUGGAAACUAAUGCACGGCGGUACAGCUAAAGCCUCUCAGCUCGUGAGGAAAAUGGGAAUCGAGUUUGAAAAGUCGAAACGCGGCGCCAAGGGCAUGAGUCCCGAGCUAGCGCAGGCGCUCGCCGAAGAGGCGAUGGCGGCCGCCGUAUCCACCGAAGGGGACGCGCUCAUGACGUUGGGACAGGCGCGCGCUAAGAUGGACAUCGUUACUGUCUUACCCAGUGCACCUAUCAGGAUACUGGACGAGAUGCUGGAAGGUGCGGUGAUGGAGUUUGCUCGUCGUCGAGUCAACUUGCUCCUUCGAGAUAUCGAAAGGAUGGUCAAGUCGAGAGCCACGGUGGUGUUCUUCCAAAACUUCCGACCUCCUCCUAAGAAGAAGCGGCCAAAAGCCUCCCGCUGGACGGUGCAGAUAGCGACGGAGUUCGCGCGCCAGUUCGCGGCGGCGCACGGCAUCGUGUUCGGUGACGUCACCAGCCGCGCCGCCGACACCUUCACCGACGUUGACAUGAAGAGCGUUAAGGACCGACCGCCGACGCCUGUGCCAUCAAAGACGAAACUCGCGGAAGUGACGUUCUCAGAUCGUGUGGAAGACCUUCCCGAUCCCGUCGCUGUUGGUACUUAUUUGCCAGAAAGGAAGAAGUUAUUGGAGAUGAUUAGUGUUGCUGCUAAGCUGUUGUCUCGCUCGGUGAGCGAGCAGGUCCUCAAGGGAAUGGAUGUCACCAUAGGGAUGGUGACAUUACCGCAUAUGAGACAGCCCAUGGAGUGGGGCGAGGCGGUGGAGAGCCUGUCGGACGCGGUGGUCAACAAUCGCGUGCGCGGCGAGUGCGGCGACGUGCGCCGCGCCGCGCUGUACCUCGCGCGCCGCGUGCUGCGCGCGCUCAGCGCCGACAUGAGGGAGGAGAAGAUGCGCCGCAAAUUCAGUACUUUAUCAGAUACAGAAAAGAAAGAUUUCUAUGUUCCUGAAAACGUACAAGCGGCGUGA